ACGGAUAAAGUUUUCAAGGUGAGACCGGAUAUAGACAGAGGAUGGGCUUGGGUUGUUAUGACAACAACCUAUCUAGGAAUGCUGAGUUUUUGUACUGUCCUGUACAUGGCUGGAAUUUUAUACAUUGCCCUUUUAGACAGGUUCCAAGAGGAUGAGGCUAAGACAUCCCUAGUCGGAGCUCUGAGCACCGGAUUACUUUGUUUUGCAGCACCAGUGGGUGGGGUGAUUAACAACAGGUUUAGCUGCAGAGUAUCAAUAAUGAUUGGUGGAGCAUUCACUACAGUAGGUUUAGCUGCAAGCGCAUUUGUUCCAAACCUUAAUUGCAUGAUAAUAACUGGUGGAGUUGUUGUAGGUAUUGGAUUCAGCAUAUCCGCAUCUGGUCUUAUUUGCGUUGUUGGUUUCUACUUUGAAAAAUGGCGGGAUACUGUCUUAUCAUUUUCAUUCUUAUCAGCGGGCGUUGCAAUGUUCAUUGCUGCACCAUUCGGUCUUUUCUUGAUAGACAAUCAUGGAAUAACAGCAUCUUUUCUCAUACUAGCAUGUAUAGAGGCACAUUUAUGUUUAUUCGGUAUGCUAAGUAAACCGUCAACAAUUGAAAACGAAUUGAUUUCUCAAAAACAAAAGAAUAGAGAAAUUAGCGCAAAUUCUAAGUCAAAAUCAUAUCUUGAUCUUACACUCCUAACCAAUAAAUCAUACGCGUGUUUUCUGUUUAGUACAUCGGCAUGGAACUUUGCUCUAACUGUAGCGAUUAUGCAUUUACCGAACUAUGUUUCGAUACUUGGCGGAAGUAGUCAAGAUAUAGGUCUUCUGACGAUGUCAUUUUCAGUAGCCAAUUUGAUUGGUCGGUUGCUUGGAUCACUGACUGUGUCAAAACUGCAUGAAAAGUGUAUCUAUGUACACGUUGUCGUGUUGGCAUUGUCUGGACUUCUCACUUCAUUGUUCGUUAUUUAUUCAAGUCUUCCGGGUGGUGCAUAUAUUUUUGCAGUUCAGCUUGGUGUUUUUACCGGAGUGCCAAAUGUAAUGAUGACAUCUAUUUCAAUAAGUUUUGUUGGUGUCAAUAAGAUUUCAGAGGCUUACGCACUAGCUUUUGUCUUUUGUGGAGUAGGAUCUUCUACCGGACCAGUUAUAAUAGGUAUUUUUACAAUUACUAUUUCAUUGAUAUAUAGUUGA
Messenger RNA from Mercenaria mercenaria, 1167 nucleotides. Its product is annotated as monocarboxylate transporter 12-like. Gene Ontology annotation, molecular function: monocarboxylic acid transmembrane transporter activity. The transcript is spliced from 3 exons. Gene Ontology annotation, biological process: transmembrane transport; monocarboxylic acid transport. The record is from RefSeq and is a predicted model, not a curated record. The coding region runs from base 58 to 1167 and encodes 369 amino acids. Lineage: Eukaryota; Metazoa; Mollusca; Bivalvia; Venerida; Veneridae.